AUGACGCUCAUCAAAGGCCUGAUUGACUUAGGGACUUUAGCUGUGGAUGUUUUCACUAGCGGUAAUAGAGAAGGUUCCAGGAGAACUACUGUCCUCGUCUUCACAUGUGUUUUUCCAAGCGUCAUGCUCAGCGUCUUACUGUUCCUGUACCUCCUCUCUACUUUGACUUGUGGCCCAGCCGUGUCUGCGGGAAUUGCUGUCCUCCAUGGGGUGGUGCUGACAUUUGCCCUUUUCCUGUCACAGAGAAUACGAUGCAUUUUUACCCUAUUUGUCAUAUCCCUUUUCACCAAGAAGAGUCGAAGUCUGCUGCUAACCGCUGGGACAAGUGUAGUUGUUCUCGGGAAUAUCCGCAACACUUUGGAGAACCUCACAUGCUUGGUCGGGAGCAUGAUUUGUAACCUGAGGGCCAAGAAGGCGUCCGUCAUUGCUCCCUUUAGAAACUAUGUGGACAUGUUGAAAUGGCUAGCUAAUAUAUUGCAAGGGGUGACAGAUCUCAAGGUAGUCAACCUGGACUCCCAGCUGAAGAUUUCACCCAAAGUGGACUUGGAACAUUUUCGGGAGAGACUCAACCAAGCAGAAUUAAUGCUUAAUCAAAGUGUCAAAUAUGCAGUGACCUUUAUAAACACGGUCUCCUCUAUGAAGGAACGUGUUUAUCCUACCGCCAGCUUCCUGGUGCUCAUGAUCUUUAUAGCCUUGCACAUAAGAAAUUACUGCAGUGAUAAGAAGUACAAAAAUAACUUUAUCAGCAAGCAAUUCAUUCAUUUUGACGAGAAGCAGAAGGCGGAAGGAAAACAGCACGUGCUUCCUCUCACAUCAGACGAGGAGAAGCUUUACCCUUCUCUUCCUUCCAUCCGUCCCACCGCCCGUGAAGGAAAAGCUCUCUUGAAAUUUGGCAUCCCAAUAAUAUCCCAUUUGGUUGCUUGGGCGAUAUUUAUAACUGUGGAUGCUUUGUUCUACUAUUUUGUUGCCAUUAUUACAACCAAGCUAUCAGAGAUGGAACCAUUCCACGUCCCUCUGCUCAUGAGUCUCAAAGGUGUUGCAACCUUAAUUGGAGUACAGCUGGGUGAGGAGAACCACCAAAAGGACUUUUCCUAUUCCGUGACGUUGUUUGAGAAGCAAUGCCUCCCCAAACCCAAACUGUUGCUCAACAACACCCUCAUCCCACUGGCUGCUAUCCUGCUGACCUUGCUCAUUAUGGCCCCACUUGCGGCCAAGGCGGUCCAGAUCAGGCUCAUGGUUUGUGAGAAAUUCUACUGCAUAGCUGCAGAGGAGAGGAUCAAGUACUUGCAUGGAAAAAUUCUGAGGAAGAGGUUAAAAAGGAGCAAGGAUAAAGAAAACAGAAAGACUUUUACGUCACUCCUCACUAAGGGCCCUGUGGCAGAAAAACACGUCAGCACGCCAGCCGCCAGCAAGCUCCCACAUGAUGCUCACCGACAGCCGCAGACCUUUUCACAGACGUAG
Nerophis lumbriciformis (worm pipefish) is the source of this 1461-nucleotide messenger RNA. NCBI's taxonomy places the organism in Eukaryota, Metazoa, Chordata, Actinopteri, Syngnathiformes, Syngnathidae. The record is from RefSeq and is a predicted model, not a curated record.